Cercopithifilaria johnstoni is the source of this 633-nucleotide messenger RNA. NCBI's taxonomy places the organism in Eukaryota, Metazoa, Nematoda, Chromadorea, Rhabditida, Onchocercidae. The record is from the annotation of a GenBank genome assembly.
AUGGCGCCUUGCAUAAAUUCUUUAGUAGACAAACCGAUACGAAGGAUCGGUCAAUUCUUAUUCAUUAUUAUGAUGAUAAUGCAGGAAGUGGACAGUAUCGGAUGUUUUGUUUGCUUCUCAUUCAACGGAUCAGAUCCAUCCUGUGAGGAUACAUUUAACUCGACGAUACUUCACAAAGAAUCGAAUAGGAUUGGUGUAGGAAACUACCAUUAUCCUUGUUGGGCCCUCAAAAAAAAGCGCCAGGGUUUAUUUCCUGCUGAUCAUUGCAUCAAAGUGAAUGGACACCGAAUAGACGAUGCGUCACAAACUAUGGUAAUUCGGACUUGUGCGCUGGAUUCGGGUACUUUCACUGCAGAUACAGAAAUUGUACGCAUAUCGCAUUGCGGUCAUUUCAACUAUAAGGGUCAUCAGUAUUCUGGAUGUGUUCAAUCAUGUGAUACUGAUGGAUGCAAUGGUGCUAAUAAAAUGAAUACCAAUUUAUACAUUCCCUAUGUGGUACCAAUAAUAGUCAUGAUUUUUAUCACUCUUCAUUAUCAAAGUUCACCUGAUUUUAUGAAUAUCAAUAUAUUGUUAGAAAUUGUUGAUAGGGUGUUCAUACGUGUCCUCACUUGUAAUUCUUUUUGCUAUUUAUGA